Messenger RNA from Hemibagrus wyckioides, 5849 nucleotides. It is a transcript of the gene insrb, whose product is annotated as insulin receptor b. Gene Ontology annotation, biological process: positive regulation of kinase activity; protein autophosphorylation; positive regulation of MAPK cascade. The transcript is spliced from 21 exons. Gene Ontology annotation, molecular function: insulin receptor activity; ATP binding; insulin receptor substrate binding. Bases 1065 to 5096 code for a protein of 1343 amino acids. Lineage: Eukaryota; Metazoa; Chordata; Actinopteri; Siluriformes; Bagridae. Gene Ontology annotation, cellular component: membrane; axon; insulin receptor complex. The record is from RefSeq and is a predicted model, not a curated record.
CGAGCUGACUUGUUUACUGCUGGAGGGACACACGGAGAGAGACAGGAGUCCAUAUGAGACACAACGACCAAUUUUACCCACUUUUUUGUCUACUUUCCACUUUAUUGGCGCGGCUAUUUCAGAUGUAUUUAACGGGAAAGAGGUCCGUUUGUCGGCGUGGUUUGAUUCUGGGUGUCGGGAGGCUUUAAGACUCUCAUUAAUGACGGCGAGGCGCUCACACGUCCAAGACAAACCGCACCAUUUUGGCUCGGAAAAACACAAAAUAGACGCUUUCCCAACGCUGGAUUGAAUGUGACUCGUUUUGAAACGGAGGAUCUCCCGUGUGUGAGAGUGUUUCAGGGGAAAACGUGUGUGCAUUUUAGCCCCUAUCUGGAGAAUUAACAGCGAACUUGUGGUUAAGGAGGAAAACAGAGCAGCGCGUGAAACUAGACGAACUGUGGAUUAAUGCCCAUUUAUCCUGGAACAUAUUGAAGUUGGCUCAAUAAUAACUCACUGGGAUAUCUACAUAACAGGAAAAAACUGUCUAAAUCUGUAUUAAAAAACCCCAAACUUGUGUGAGAUCUAUAAGCUCGGCGUGUUUUUGACCAAUACUGGAGAGAGUAACUGGAAUUUCACGGAGGAACCUGCAGGCCUAAUAAACACAUGUCAGAUUUCUCUCGGCUCAAACCAUCUGGAUUUUUUUUUUUUUUUAUUAUUUCUGUUUUGAAGAGGAUGUCCACAUAACCCGCUACAAUGAAGAAUUGCGUCCAUUUGCUUUUUUGCAAGAAUAAAAGAUCACAUUGUUUAAUUGCAGUCCGCUGUAUAGUGCAGAAGUAGGACGCGGGAUAAAUUGAGGUAGAGGAGCUGAGAUCAGACUGAAGCACCACGUUGGGCUUGUGGUCCGUGUUUGGGCCGCUUUGCCUCAACUUUUCCCAACUUUCCACUGGACUUAUUUGACUGUUAUUUAAUUGUUAUUUCUCUUUUGAUAAUCGGUCAUUUGUUGAAAAGCUUUAAAGGCACUACAAACAGGAUUUAAGGAUUUUUUUUCUCCCUGCAAAGUAAAAAGAAACCCGUUUGAAGGCACAAUGCGACCCAACUCGUCACUGGUUGUUUUCCUCACUUUUCUCAGCCUUCUGUGGCAUUCUGGAUCUUUGCAUGCAGAAAUCUGCCCCAGCAAAGACAUCCGGAACGACGUGACCAACCUGCGCACUCUGGAGAACUGCACAGUGAUCGAGGGCCACCUGAAGAUCCUGCUCAUGUUCAAGACCCGAGCUGACGACUUCCGCGGCCUGAGCUUCCCCAAGCUGGUGAUGAUCACCGACUACCUGCUGCUGUUCCGCGUCUACGGCCUAGAGAGCCUUAGGGAUCUGUUUCCCAACCUCGCCGUCAUCCGCGGCAACAACCUGUUCUUCAACUACGCCUUGGUGAUCUUCGAGAUGCUGCAGCUGAAGGAGGUGGGGCUUUAUGGUCUGAUGAACAUAACUCGCGGAGCCGUGCGCAUGGAGAAGAACCCCGACCUCUGCUACCUCUCCACUCUCGACUGGUCCAAGAUCCUAGACUCGGUGGAGGACAACUACAUUGUGGCGAACAAAAACGAGCGCGAGUGCGGCGACAUCUGUCCCGGAACCAUCGCCGGAAAGAUCACGUGCGUCCAGACCACCAUCAACGGCCAUUACGGAGAGCGCUGCUGGAACCAGGAUCACUGUCAGAGGAUUUGUCCUGCUGUGUGUAAACAUCACACCUGCACAUCAUCUAAUCAGUGCUGUCAUGAGCAGUGUCUGGGAGGGUGCACAGAGCCUAACAAUGCCAAGGCGUGUGUGGCAUGUCAUCACUACCUGCAUGGAGACAAGUGUGUGGAGCGAUGUCCUCCCGGUUACUACACCUUUAAAGGGUGGCGCUGCGUCUCCUUCCAGUUCUGUCAGGAACUUCACAACAACUGCAAACAGGCCAAGAACAAAGACUGUCACCAGUACGUCAUCCACGAUGGAGCAUGUAUCCCAGAAUGCCCCUCAGGAUAUACCGUCAUGGACUCCACGUUAAACUGUACUCUGUGCGCUGGACUCUGUCCUAAACUGUGUACCGGAGUGCAGACCAUCGACUCGGUGACGGCAGCUCAGGCUUUGCGUGGAUGCACCGUCCUCAACGGCAGCCUCAUCAUAAAGAUCCGUGGUGGCAAUAACAUUGCGGCAGAACUGGAGGCCAACCUGGGUCAGUUGGAGGAGAUCACAGGCAACCUGACCAUCCGCAGGGCUUACGCUCUCGUCUCACUGUCCUUCCUCCGGAAACUCCGCCUCAUCCGUGGAGAGGCUCCAGAAGUCGGGAACUACUCGUUUUAUGCGCUGGAUAAUCAGAACUUGCGCCAGCUCUGGGACUGGUCCAAACACAACUUGACCAUCCAGCAGGGCCGCAUGUUCUUCCACUACAACCCCAAACUCUGCCUGUCUGAGAUCCACAAAAUGGAGGAAGUGACGGGGACCAGAGAACGACAAAUCAAGAACGACAUUGGACCUCGCACCAACGGAGAUCAGGCCUCCUGUGAAAACCAGCUUCUGAAUUUUACCAGCAUCCGUACCAUGGCCAAACACAUACUGAUCACAUGGGAGCCAUUUUGGCCUCGUGACUUCAGAGACCUGCUGGGCUUCAUGGUGCUGUAUAAAGAAGCUCCGUAUCAGAACGUGACCGAGUACGAUGGACAGGACGCUUGUGGUUCUAACAGUUGGAUGAUCACGGACGUGGAGCCGCCAGAGAGGACGUCAGACAUGAAGCGUGACCCCGGCUGUCUCCUGAUGCAGCUGAAGCCGUGGACCCAGUAUGCCAUCAUGGUGAAAACGCAGCUGUCGGUCUCUGAUGACCAGCAGGUUCAAGGAGCCAAGAGCAAGAUCAUCUAUGUCCGCACCAACGCCAGCCGACCCUCUGUGCCUCUGGACCCCAUCUCCUCCUCUAACUCUUCAUCUCAGAUCAUUCUGAAGUGGAAACCCCCCACAGAGCCUAACGGGAACAUCACACAUUACCGUGUGUCCUACCAGAAACAAGGGGAGGACAGCGAGCUCUACAAGUAUGACUACUGCCAGAAAGGAAUGAAGCUGCCAUCACGCACUCCAACCAACCCCAGCCCAGAUAUCAACCUGAAGUGGAAUAAGACUGAGGAUCACAACCACGAGAAGGAGAAGUGUUGCAGUUGCCCCAAGACCGAGACGCAGCUGAAGAAGGAGGCAGAGGAGCGCGAGUUCCGCAAAACCUUUGAGAACUACAUUCAUAACGAGGUGUUCGAACCCAAAUCCCACCGUCGUCGUCGCUCAGUGGGCGUGGCUAACUUCACUCUCUCCACAACCUUGACCCCACCCCCUCACUUGGCCAACGGGUCCUCCCCUACUCCGAAGCCAGAGGAGAAGUUGGUGCUGAAGGUCAUCGGUAAAGAAUCAAUAGUCAUCUCGAACCUGCAUCACUUCACCAGCUACCAGAUUGAGAUCCAGGCUUGUAACCACCCAGAGAACCUGGAUUUCUGCAGUGUGGCCACCUUCGUCAGUGCUCGCACCAUGCCCGAGGUCAAAGCAGACAACAUUGUAGGUCAUGUGACUCAUGAGAUCCCGCCUGAAGAGACUGAGUUUGUGUACAUCAAAUGGCAAGAGCCCAAAUCCCCAAAUGGCAUGAUCAUCCUGUAUGAGGUCAACUACCAUCGGCUGUCUGAAAAUGAGGAGCUGCAUCACUGUGUAUCGAGGAUCAGUUAUGAGAAGAAUGGAGGUUGUAAAUUGAGAGUUGGACACCCAGGGAAUUACAGUGUGCGAAUCCGAGCCACUUCACUGGCAGGAAACGGGUCCUGGACCGAGCCAGUUUACUUCUUCAUGCCUGACAACAACAUGAAUAUGAAGAUCAUCUUGGUCCCACUGAUUCUACUCGUCUUCUCGAUCAUUAUUGGAAGCACCGUCUGUUUCGUGCUCAGGAAAAAACAAACUGAAGGACCAACUGGCCCCUUAAUCGCCUCUUCGAACCCAGAGUAUAUCAGUGCAAACGAUGUGUACAUUCCUGAUGACUGGGAGGUGGCACGUGAGAAGAUCAAUCUUCUGCGUGAGCUUGGUCAGGGCUCCUUCGGCAUGGUGUACGAGGGCAUCGCUAAAGAUAUCGUAAAAGGCGAAUCGGAGACACGGGUGGCCGUCAAAACAGUUAACGAAUCUGCGAGUCUGCGCGAGAGGAUCGAAUUCCUUAAUGAAGCCUCAGUCAUGAAGGCAUUCAGCUGCCACCAUGUGGUGCGUCUGCUGGGGGUAGUAUCAAAAGGACAGCCAACAUUGGUGGUAAUGGAACUGAUGACACACGGAGAUCUGAAGAGUUAUCUGCGCUGCCUCAGACCUGAUUCUGAGACUAAUCCCGGCCGUAGUCCUCCUACACUCAGCGACAUGAUCCAGAUGGCUGCAGAGAUUGCAGAUGGCAUGGCCUACCUCAACGCAAAGAAGUUCGUGCACAGAGACCUCGCCGCUCGCAACUGCAUGGUGGCUGAGGACCUCACUGUGAAGAUAGGAGAUUUUGGAAUGACCCGGGACAUUUACGAGACGGAUUAUUAUCGUAAAGGAGGAAAAGGCCUGUUGCCGGUCAGAUGGAUGGCUCCUGAGUCGCUAAAAGACGGAGUGUUCACUGCUCAAUCAGACUGCUGGUCAUUUGGUGUGGUUCUAUGGGAGAUCAGUACGUUAGCAGAGCAGCCAUAUCAGGGCCUCUCCAAUGAGCAGGUGCUCAAAUUUGUCAUGGAUGGAGGAUAUCUGGAUCGGCCAGAGAACUGCGCUGAGAGGAUGCACAACCUGAUGCAGAUGUGCUGGCAAUACAACCCAAAGAUGCGUCCCACCUUCACUGAGAUUAUUGAGAUGCUGAAGGAUGAUCUUCAUCCGUCGUUUCAGGAGCUCUCGUUCUUCUACAGCGAGGAGAACAAACCUCCUGAAAGUGAGGAGUUUGACAUGGACUUUGAGAACAUGGAGAGCAUCCCGCUGGACCCAUCCUCAUACAACCAGAGGGAGGAAGGGAGCUUCAGCCGAGACAGCGGCCCCUACGAUGAGCACGUGCCCUACACGCACAUGAACGGGGGCAAGAAAAAUGGCCGAAUCCUCUCUCUGCCUCGCUCCAGCCCUUCAUAACAUUUCCUCAUUGCGCUGCUCUGUUUUUCUUUAUCUGUUUUUCUUAGAUUUUAAUUGUAAUAUUUUUUUCAGAGGCCCUUAAAACAGAUCUCAGGUCUUUUUUUCUUAUUUUUUGGACUUCCUUCCUGCUGUGGCGACAUGGUUGCAAAACGUCUUUUCUCCAGAUUCAUCCAUAUCGCAGUUCGCUUUCUUCUCAUUUCAUUUUGCCAAGUUUCCUGGUCGAUGGAGAAAUAAUUAAAAAAAGAAAAAACUGUGAAUACGAACCUCUGAAAACCAGAAGGCUGCUUCAGCUAAACCUCUUUUCCCACUCAACCUUUUUUUGUCUUUCUUUUUUUUCCUUCUUUAAUUUUUUCAGAUUUUCAGAUUGUGGCCUUUAAUGAGUGGCCUACAAAACAAAGAGAAUAUCCAUUUCCUCUGAGCAAUGACUUUAAAGACUGUAUCGGAGGACUUCUGGAUGAGGGACGGCACAGACUACAGACUAUUCUAAGAACAAACAUCAUCUUUGCGUAAAGGAGGAUUUUACUUCUGGAGGAUCCUCGGUCCUUUUCGCCGAUCCACUCUGGUGUUUGGUGAAUGCGUUGUUAAUUUAUUGGCUUUUGCUUCCUCUUCUUAGUUUUUGCUUGUAUCCUUUUUUAUGACUGAAGGAUAUUUAAAACAGUUAAGGAUUGGACAGGGGCGUUUCCUCAAGACUGACCAAAAAGCUGCUGCUUUGAUAUCUAAUGGGUAUAAAUAUAUAAUAUAUACAAUAUAUAG